This is a messenger RNA of Engraulis encrasicolus (European anchovy), 6510 nucleotides long. RefSeq names its product myosin-6. Gene Ontology annotation, cellular component: myosin filament; myosin II complex; cytoplasm. The coding region runs from base 603 to 6428 and encodes 1941 amino acids. Gene Ontology annotation, biological process: adult heart development; sarcomere organization; muscle filament sliding. The record is from RefSeq and is a predicted model, not a curated record. The transcript is spliced from 37 exons. Gene Ontology annotation, molecular function: microfilament motor activity; actin filament binding; ATP binding. NCBI's taxonomy places the organism in Eukaryota, Metazoa, Chordata, Actinopteri, Clupeiformes, Engraulidae.
AAUUAAUUUUAGUUUUAUUGAAAGAAAUGUGGCAUUCUGUGACAAUGGUGGAGGUGAGACAACAGGGUUGUUUUUGUUACUAAUAAUCACAAUUGUGUUCACGCUCACAAAACAAUCAAUGCUGAAGUAGGAACUCAUAAAGAAAACAAAGUAUGUGUCCUUACGUGAUACUAUAUACAGUUUAUAGACUAGACAUGCAAAUAAAGAAUAGAAAAAACACCGCUGAUGACUAACAACACAACAUUUAUUCUUGAAAGACUAUUUAAAUAUAAUAUAUAUAGUGCUGAUACAAUCUAAUAGACGUAUUAACACAGGUGAUUUAAUUGAUGAUACUUGAUACCAGAGCAUUGAUGAAAAAAAAAUGUAAAAAGGAUAACACGUUAAAGGUCUGAGCUACAGAGAGGAUAAGCAGAGUGGUGCCCCCUCCAUUGAGUAGCAUCAUCUUAUCUGUUUUAUCUGGAGUUCAUGUGGAAGCUUCAUCUUUGGAGACACUCUCUGUUCACCUCUGGUCCAUCCGUACCUUGCUGUGUAGCUUCAGGCCUCUUUUGCCAUCCGUGUCAUAAUGGGUAGAUUCAGGUGAGCAGUCCAGGCCAGCCAACGCCAUGUCACAGCUGGGAGAUGCGGCCAUGAGGGAUUUCGGAGCGGCGGCACCGUACCUGCGGAAGUCGGACCGCGAGCGCCUCGAGGCGCAGACCCGGCCCUUCGACAUGAAGAAGGAGUGCUUUGUGCCCGACCCUGACGAGGAGUACGUCAAGGGGUCCAUCAUCUCCAGGGAGGGGGACAAAGCCACCGUGGAAACGGCCAAGGGAAAGACUGUGACCGUGAAGGACGCAGAUGUCCUUCCUCAGAACCCGCCAAAGUUUGAUAAAAUUGAAGACAUGGCGAUGUUCACCUUCCUUCACGAGCCCGCUGUGCUGUUCAACCUCAAAGAGCGUUACGCAGCCUGGAUGAUCUACACCUAUUCUGGGCUGUUCUGUGUCACUGUCAACCCCUACAAGUGGCUGCCAGUCUACAACCAGGAAGUGGUGGUUGCCUACAGAGGCAAGAAGAGGAGUGAAGCUCCUCCACACAUCUUCUCCAUCUCUGACAACGCCUACCAGUACAUGCUGGCAGACAGGGAGAACCAGUCUAUUCUUAUCACUGGAGAAUCUGGUGCUGGGAAGACUGUCAACACCAAGAGAGUCAUCCAGUACUUUGCCAGCAUUGCUGCAGCUGGGUCCUCUUCAAAGAAGGAUUCAGGUGCUGAGAAAAAGGGAACCCUGGAGGAUCAAAUCAUCCAGGCCAACCCUGCUCUUGAGGCCUUUGGUAAUGCAAAGACCAUCAGAAAUGACAACUCCUCCAGAUUUGGCAAAUUCAUCAGAAUUCACUUUGGUGCAAGUGGAAAACUUGCUUCAGCUGAUAUUGAGACAUAUUUGCUGGAGAAAUCUCGGGUCACCUUCCAGCUGAAGGCAGAGCGAGACUACCACAUUUUCUAUCAGAUCUUAUCUCAAAAGAAACCAGAACUCCUGGAAAUGAUGCUCAUCACCAGUAACCCCUAUGACUACGCCUUCAUCUCCCAAGGAGAAACGACUGUAGCCUCAAUCAAUGAUGCUGACGAACUUGUGGCCACUGAUGAAGCUUUUGAUGUCCUGGGCUUCACUCUGGAUGAGAAGAACAGCAUCUACAAGCUGACAGGUGCCAUAAUGCACUACGGCAACAUGAAGUUCAAGCAGAAGCAGCGUGAGGAGCAGGCAGAGGCUGAUGGCACUGAGGAUGCUGACAAAUCAGCGUACCUGAUGGGCCUGAACUCUGCUGACCUCAUCAAGGGCCUGUGUCACCCGAGGGUCAAAGUAGGAAACGAGUGGGUCACCAAAGGGCAGAGUGUCCAACAGGUGUACUACGCCAUUGGUGCCCUUGCCAAAUCCGUGUAUGAGAAGAUGUUCCUGUGGAUGGUGGUGAGAAUCAACCAGUCCUUGGACACCAAACAACCACGCCAGUACUUCAUUGGAGUGCUGGACAUUGCUGGGUUUGAGAUCUUUGAUUUCAAUACAUUUGAGCAACUCUGCAUCAACUUCACCAAUGAGAAGCUGCAACAGUUUUUCAAUCACCACAUGUUUGUGUUGGAACAAGAGGAGUACAAGAAGGAAGGCAUUGAGUGGGAGUUCAUUGACUUUGGCAUGGACUUGCAGGCUUGUAUUGACCUCAUUGAAAAGCCCAUGGGUAUCAUGUCCAUCCUUGAAGAGGAGUGCAUGUUCCCUAAAGCCAGUGAUGCCACAUUUAAAGCAAAGCUUUAUGACAACCAUCUUGGAAAAUCUGGAAACUUCCAGAAACCAAGAGUAGUGAAAGGCAAAGCCGAGGCCCAUUUCUCCCUGGUUCACUACGCUGGCACUGUGGAUUACAACAUUAACAACUGGCUGGUUAAGAACAAGGACCCUCUGAAUGAGACGGUUGUGGGACUUUACCAGAAAUCAACUGUUAAAUUGCUGUCAAUUCUCUUUGCUAACUAUGCUGGAGCAGAGUCGGAUGGAAAAGGCAAGAGUGGAGGAACUAAGAAGAAGGGCUCCUCUUUCCAAACCGUGUCUGCGUUGCACAGGGAAAAUCUCAACAAGCUGAUGACCAACUUGAGGUCGACUCACCCCCACUUUGUGCGCUGCAUCAUCCCCAAUGAGACCAAGAAUCCUGGGGUGAUGGACAACCCUCUGGUGAUGCACCAGCUGCGCUGUAACGGUGUGCUGGAAGGCAUUAGGAUCUGCAGAAAGGGUUUCCCCAACAGGAUCCUCUAUGGAGACUUCAAACAGAGAUAUCGCAUCCUAAACCCAGCAGCAAUACCUGAAGGGCAAUUUAUUGACAGCAAAAAGGGUGCAGAGAAACUACUUGGAUCUCUUGACAUUGACCAUAGUCAGUACAAAUUUGGACACACAAAGGUAUUCUUCAAAGCUGGUCUGUUGGGUCAACUAGAGGAAAUGAGAGAUGAUCGCCUGGCACUUAUUAUAACGGGAAUACAGGCUAGAUCCCGGGGUCUUCUUGCAAGAAUGGAGUUCCAGAAGAUUGUGGAGCGCAGGGAUGCCUUACUAGUGAUCCAAUGGAAUGUGCGUGCUUUCAUGGUGGUCAAGAAUUGGCCGUGGAUGAAGCUUUAUUUCAAGAUAAAGCCAUUGCUGAGGUCAGCAGAGGCAGAGAAGGAGAUGGCCAACAUGAAGGAAGAAUUCCAGAAAUUGAAAGAGGCCUAUGCAAAAUCUGAGGCUCGCAGGAAGGACCUUGAAGAGAAAAUGGUCACUCUUCUCCAAGAGAAGAAUGAUCUCCAGCUUCAUGUUCAGGCAGAGCAAGAUAAUCUUUGUGAUGCUGAGGAGCGAUGUGAUCAACUGAUCAAGCACAAGAUCCAAAUGGAGGCUAAACUUAAAGAGAUUACAGAGAGGGUUGAGGAUGAGGAGGAGAUGAAUGCUGAACUGACUGCUAAGAAGAGGAAGCUGGAGGAUGAGUGCUCUGAGCUCAAGAAGGACCUUGAUGACCUGGAGCUCACCUUGGCCAAAGUGGAGAAGGAAAAACAUGCCACAGAAAACAAGGUUAAAAAUUUGAUUGAAGAGAUGGCUGGUCUUGAUGACAUUGUUGCCAAGCUGACCAAGGAAAAGAAGGCCCUUCAAGAAGCACAUCAGCAAACACUUGAUGAUCUGCAGAGUGAGGAAGACAAAGUCAACACCCUCAGCAAGGCCAAAUCCAAACUGGAACAGCAAGUGGAUGAUCUUGAGGGAUCUCUGGAGCAGGAGAAGAAGAUAAGGAUGGAUCUGGAAAGAGCCAAGAGAAAGUUGGAGGGUGACUUAAAGUUGGCCCAGGAGAGUGUAAUGGACUUGGAAAAUGAUAAGCAACAACUGGAAGAACGACUGAAGAAGAAGGACUUUGAGAUCAGUCAGCUCAAUGCGAAAAUUGAAGAUGAACAAAUUAUGAGCAUUCAACUCCAGAAAAAAAUGAAAGAGUUGCAGGCUCGUAUUGAGGAACUGGAGGAAGAGCUUGAGGCAGAGCGAGCUGCCAGAGCUAAAGUGGAGAAGCAGAGAGCAGACCUGGCCAGAGAGCUGGAGGAGAUCAGUGAGAGGCUUGAAGAGUCAGGAGGAGCAACUGCUGCCCAGAUUGAGAUGAACAAGAAGAGGGAGGCUGAGUUCCAGAAGCUGCGCAGGGACCUCGAAGAGGUCACUCUGCAACACGAGGCUACAGCCGCCACCCUGAGGAAGAAACAAGCUGACAGUGUGGCCGACCUGGGAGAGCAACUAGACAACCUGCAGAGAGUCAAGCAGAAGCUUGAGAAGGAGAAGAGUGAACUCAGACUAGAGCUGGAUGAUGUCAUCUCAAACAUGGAACAUGUUGUGAAGACAAAGGCGAAUAUGGAAAAAAUUAACAGGACCAUGGAGGACCAGAUGAAUGAGUACAAGGCUAAAUUUGAGGAGGGUCAACGUAGCAUAAAUGACUUCACCAUGCAGAAGGCCAAGCUACAAGCUGAAAAUGGGGAGCUUACAAGACAGUUGGAGGAAAAGGAAUCUCUGGUCUCUCAGCUGACAAGAAGCAAACAGUCCUUCACUCAGCAAGUUGAAGACCUUAAAAGACAGCUGGAAGAGGAAUUCAAGGCCAAGAAUGCCCUGGCUCAUGCAGUGCAAUCUGCUCGUCAUGACUGUGACCUGCUCAGAGAGCAGUAUGAGGAGGAGCAGGAGGCCAAGGCUGAACUGCAGAGGUCCAUGUCCAAGGCCAACUCUGAGGUGGCUACGUGGAGAACCAAGUACGAGACUGAUGCCAUCCAGAGGACAGAGGAACUGGAAGAGGCAAAGAAGAAAUUGACACAGCGCUUGCAAGAUGCAGAGGAGGCUGUUGAAGCUGUAAAUGCAAAAUGUUCUUCAUUAGAGAAGACGAAACAUAGGCUUCAAAACGAGAUCGAAGAUCUCAUGGUAGAUAUAGAGAGAGCCAACGCAGCGGCUGCUGCCCUUGACAAAAAGCAAAGGAACUUUGACAAGGUCUUGGCAGAGUGGAAGCAGAAGUUUGAGGAGUCGCAGACAGAUCUUGAGAGCUCCCAGAAGGAGGCCAGGGCUUUGAGCACAGACCUCUUCAAACUGAAGAAUUCCUAUGAAGAAUCUCUUGAUCACGUGGAGACAAUGAAGAGAGAGAACAAGAACCUCCAAGAGGAAAUCUCAGAUUUGACAGAGCAACUGGCUGAGGGAGGCAAGAGCAUCCAUGAACUGGAGAAGAUCAGAAAGCAGUUGGAACAGGAGAAGAAUGAGAUCCAGUCAGCUCUUGAAGAGGCAGAGGCAUCCCUGGAGCACGAGGAAGGUAAGAUCCUAAGGGCCCAGCUUGAGUUCAACCAGUUUAAGGCUGACAUGGAGCGCAAGCUGGCUGAGAAGGACGAGGAGAUGGAGCAGUCAAAGAGGAACCUUCAAAGGACCGUCGACACCCUGCAGAGCUCCCUGGAGUCAGAGACGCGCAGCAGGAACGAGGCGCUCAGGAUCAAGAAGAAGAUGGAGGGAGACCUCAAUGAGAUGGAGAUCCAGCUGAGUCAAGCAAACAGGCAGGCAGCAGAGGCCCAGAAGCAGCUCAAGGUUGUUCAGGCGCAUCUGAAGGAUGCUCAGCUGCAGUUGGACGACUCCCUGAGGAGCAAUGAUGAUCUUAAGGAGAACAUUGCCAUCGUGGAGAGGCGUAACAACCUGCAACAGGCAGAGCUGGAGGAACUAAGGACUAUGCUGGAGCAGGCCGACAGAGGCCGCAAACUGGCUGAGCAGGAGCUGCUGGAUACCAGUGAGAGGGUUCAACUACUCCAUGCACAGAACACCGGCCUCCUGAACCAGAAGAAGAAGCUGGAGAAUGACACCACUCAGCUCCAGACGGAGGUGGAGGAAGCCGUCCAGGAGUGCAGGAACGCUGAGGAGAAGGCCAAGAAGGCCAUCACUGAUGCGGCCAUGAUGGCUGAGGAGCUGAAGAAGGAGCAGGACACCAGCGCUCACCUGGAGCGCAUGAAGAAGAACAUGGAGCAGACCAUCAAGGACCUGCAGCACCGCCUGGAUGAGGCUGAGCAGAUUGCCAUGAAAGGAGGCAAGAAGCAACUGCAGAAGCUGGAGGCCAGGGUCAGGGAACUGGAGAAUGAGGUUGAAUCCGAACAGAAGAAGAGCAGUGACGCCGUCAAGGGAAUUCGGAAAUAUGAAAGACGCAUCAAAGAGCUGACAUACCAGACUGAGGAGGACAAGAAGAACCUCGCCCGUCUGCAAGAUCUGGUGGACAAGCUACAGCUGAAGGUCAAGGCCUACAAGAGAUCUGCCGAGGAGGCUGAGGAGCAGGCCAACACCAAUCUCGGCAAGUUCCGGAAGCUUCAGCAUGAGCUGGAUGAGGCCGAGGAGAGAGCCGACAUUGCUGAGUCUCAAGUCAACAAGAUGCGUGCCAAAAGCCGGGAUGUGGGUGCUAAGAAAGGACAUGAUGAGGAGUGAAGCUCCGAUAUGUCUACUGGAGACUCCACGCUGCGCCAGAGUCUCUUUUGAGUUAACUUAUUUGUGUUCAAGACACUUAUAA